UAUGUUAUAUAUAUUGUAUGAUAUCUAUCAUGUAAUGUACAUAUGUUAUAUUAUAUAAUAUUAUAAACAGCGCCCCCUGGUGGUCGGAGGCUGAAACGUUUCUGGGGGAUUUCCUGGGCGGAAGCAGCGAGGGGGUUUCCAGUGUGAUCAGAACUUCGCUCUGGAUCCGAGAACUGGAUCCCGGUGAGUUCACCCUCAAAAGCACACAGGACCGAUAGAACCCGAACCAUGAGGAGUCCGCCUGAGGCCCGGAGGCUCCGAGGCAGCGGCAGGUUGACGGUUUGAAUCCCAGAGAGAGACCGAGCACGGAGGAGCUGCUGAGUGGAGCUGUGGCCUGCGGAGGAGAUUCAUGUCAUGUCAGCGGGGAGGAGUGCUGACGGGAGGGAGGUGCAGAUUCCCCUCCAGCAGGUGGCGCCCUCCCUGACCCCGGCCCUCUCAGUGGCUUCACCCGUUCACCGUCAAGUCAAUCCGUGGCCCCCCAGCGACACCACGCCUCAAAGUGUGUCUCCAGGUGUCCCUGCAGGGUUCCUACCUCUGCACAAAGGAUUCAGAGACCACUUUGCAUUGACUCCCGAAGCUAAAUACUGCUGUGAGGCCUGCAGCCUGGUCCUGUGUCAGCCCCGCCAGACGGAAUGUGGACACCGCUUCUGUCAGAGCUGCAUCAACGACAUUCUCAGUCAUCCUAACCCGGUGUGUCCAGCUGACAUGGAGCCUCUCUUCAAAGACAAGAUCUUCAGAGACGUCUGCUGCCAUCGUGAGAUCAUGGCUCUGAAAGUUUAUUGUCGCAGUGAAGCUAACGGCUGUCAGGAGCAGAUGAGUCUGCAGCAGAUUCCUGACCACCUGAAUGUGUGUCCUUUCUUCGAGGUACCUUGUCCUUUGGGUAAAUGUAAGGAGCGAAUGAUGAGGAAAGAGAUCCCCGACCACCUGAGCUGGAAAUGUAAACACAGAGAGACCAGCUGCGAGUUCUGUAUGACAAAGAUGCCAAUGACUGACCUGCAGAAACACAAGGAGACGGUGUGUCCAGCCUUCCCUGUAUCGUGUCCAAACCACUGCUCCUUCUCCUCCCUCCCCCGGAGUGAGCUGUCCAGCCACCAGAACGACUGUCCCAAAGCUCAGGUGUGCUGCCAGUUCCACCGCUAUGGCUGCACCUUCCAGGGUUUGAACCAGGAUAUGAGGCAACAUGAGUCCACCUCGGCAGGAGAACACCUAAGAAUGAUAGCCAACAAACACUCUGUGUUAGAGAACAAGGUGGAGGACAUGAAAGGUGAGCUAUUGGAGAGGUACAAGGUGCUUCCUGCUCUCAGCACUCGACUCUCUGAACUGGAGAACCAGAGCGACGAGCUGAGGGAGAAGAACCGGCAGGUGGAGCAGAAGCUGGCCACUAUGCAGAAACUAAUGAGCUCUCACUCGGAGAAGCUCCUGGAGGUGGAACUGGAGCUUCGAUCUCUCCGUGGCCUCCGAGAUGAGGUGGAAAACUUGAGGGGAACCCUAGAGAAUGUCCGGACAAGACUGAACACUCUCGAACAAGGGGGACGCAGUGGGACUGGAUCCACAACACACACUCUGGCAACCCUGGAGAAUCAGCUGAAACGACAUGAUGAAAUGCUGAGUGUCCAUGAGAUCCGACUAGCCGACAUGGACCUGCGUUUCCAGGUGCUGGAGACCGCGAGUUACAACGGAACCCUGAUCUGGAAGAUCCGUGACUACAAGAGAAGGAAACAAGAAGCCGUGGGGGCAAAGACGCUCUCGCUCUACUCACAGCCAUUUUAUACCGGUUACUUCGGCUACAAGAUGUGCGCCCGCGUCUACCUGAACGGAGACGGCAUGGGCAAGGGGACGCACCUGUCCCUGUUCUUCGUGGUGAUGAGAGGCGAGUACGACGCCCUGCUGCCCUGGCCCUUCAAACAGAAGGUGACUCUGAUGCUCAUGGACCAGGGUCCAUUAAGGAAACACUUGGGCGAUGCCUUCAAGCCGGAUCCAAACAGCAGCAGCUUCAGGCGUCCUGCAGCUGAGAUGAACAUUGCCUCUGGCUGUCCUCUGUUUGUCUCUCAGACUCUCCUGGAGACUGGCAGCUACAUCAAAGACGACACCAUCUUCAUCAAGGUUACAGUGGAUACCUCUGACCUUCCUGAUCCGUGAUGACACAACUGCGCGGGUCUGAAAUUUGCUCACCUGCCCAUGUCCAAUAGAGUAAAGGAUUAUGGGAAGGAUCAGCGAUAAUGAAGGAGUUGCGUCCAUCUGAGAGCGACAAUAGAAGAGAAGAAGGAACAGACCGGAGCAGCCAAUCAGAGUGAACUUUACAAAGCUGGGAAGACAGGUCUUCUUCUGAUUGCCUGAUGUACUAAAGAACUAUGUGUGUGUGUGUGUGUGUGUGUGUGAGUGAGAAUGGAUCAGUGUUGCCAUGACAUCGCCAUGGUGUUAUCAGCCAGCAUGUCCUCCUCAGUGGGGACAUUGUUGCUGGUCUUACUGAUGCUGUGCAUCAAAUUUUACGUCCUGUUUACUAAAGUAUGCUGGGAAAUCCACUUCAGCCACAGAGUAGCUCAGCAGACCAGUAGAGACCAGCUGGAUCCAUUACAAAAAAAUGUCUUGUAGGGCCCAGUACAACCUUGUAAGAACCAGCAAAGACCUAGUAUAAGAUAAACUAGAAUGAUGUCCAGUGGGACAAUUCAUUGAUCCCAGCAGAAACACUGAUUAGAGGUUUCCAGUUAAGAUGUCCCAGGAUAUGUUCCCAGUGCGUCCCAGUAAAUAUUACCAGUAUAAAUUCCCAGUUUAGGUUUCCAGAACGAUUCUCUAGAAUGAGCUCCCAGUAUAAGUCCCCAGUAUGAGGUCCCAGUGUAGUUGCUUACCCUUUGCUUUCCCUUGAUACGGUCCCAGUAUAUUCCAGGAUGAGUUCCCACUAUAGGUUCCCAUUAUGAGUUCCCAGAAUGGGUUGACAGUAAAAGUUUCCAAUAUGUGCCAGUAUGAGUUCCCAGUAUGUCAAAGUAGUUUCCUAAAUCCAGUUUCUCAGUUGCCUGUAUUUCCCAACAUAGUAUAAGUUCCCAAUAUGUCAAUCCAAGUUCCCAGUAUGAGUUCGGUCUAUGACUUACCCGUAUGAGUAUCUAAUAUGUGCCAGUAUAACUUCCCACAAUGGUUUCCCUGUUUAGGCUCCCAGUCUGUUGGGUUCCUCUGUGGUUUCUGAGUAUUUUCGGUGUCAGAAUUUGAUUCAUUUGCACAGUUUAAAUGUUAAAAGUGACAAAAUAAAAUGGAAGAUUUUAUUGAUUUGUGAUUACACCACUUUUGGAAGUUGUAGAAGAAGAAACAGGAAGUAGAGGAUGACCUCUGACUUUUGAGUGUUAUUUCCGUUGAACACUGGUAAAACAAUUUAAAACUAAAAAACAAUUGCCAACAAGUUGUAGAAUUAGGGAACUAUAUUAUAUAGUUGCACCUAAGAAAUAAAAUGACUUGAACUGUG
Molecule: messenger RNA, 3451 nt
Organism: Pungitius pungitius (ninespine stickleback)
Lineage: Eukaryota; Metazoa; Chordata; Actinopteri; Perciformes; Gasterosteidae
Gene: traf3
Product: TNF receptor-associated factor 3
Exons: 14
Coding region: 355-2139 (594 amino acids)
Biological process (GO): regulation of defense response to virus; protein K63-linked ubiquitination; innate immune response
Molecular function (GO): zinc ion binding; tumor necrosis factor receptor binding
Source: RefSeq, a predicted model, not a curated record